UGCUAACUAUUGCAUGAAAAAGCACAUUGAGAAGUACAACACGCGAGUGGCGGAUAUAUUCCUCCGCUUUCCAUUGGAAAAUAAAACGACCAAACAUUUUCAAUGAACUGGACUUGUAGACGAUAAGCCUAACAAAGUUAAUAAUUUGUGUGCGUACAGCUUUCAUUAAUUUUGUCUGUAUUACUUUUGCUAACGUAACACAGUUAUUUGAUUUACAUUUUCGACGUCGACGAGCGCACUUGCUGAUAUCGCACAGUUGAUAAAGCAUAGCAGAUAACCCGUGUGACCCGAUACAACGCAUUUUGUUGGUCGGGACCUGUGGAUGACACUUGACAGCGACUGUUGCUUAAGGUUUUUGGGUAUCAGUGUGCAGUUAUGGAGUCGAUAUCUGUAGACUCAUAGUUUGCAGGUGACGUGAGGGAGAUCGCCCGAGGUAGAAAGAACCUUCCGAUGCAUGCCGCUGGACGCCUCGCAGUCGUUACUCUCUCUCUCUCUCUCUGUCUUGAGAGCAAUACAUGACAUACAUUAUAAUAAUAUGUCUACAAAGCGAAGAGCAAGACGGCUUCGCGAAGAGAUGUCAACACUGUGAGCAUGUAGAGUGCAUCACAAUGAGUUCAGAUGAAGAAGUAGCACCAAGACGUAAGCGCAACAUACGGCUCAUCCGCGAUGAGGAUGAAAACGGUGACUCAGAGGCAGCCUCAUCGGAGGAGUCGUCGGUUGAUGAUGAAGGAGGACUUGUAAAUAUGGAUGUAGAAGAUGAUGAAGGGAGUGGUGAGGAUGAGUCUGAAUCAUCCGAGGAGGAUGAAGAGGACGAAGAGGAGUCUGAGUGGGAAGAAAUACCUCAAGAAUUACUACUUGAAGGCCGCUGUCAGCAGUCAGCAUCACCCUCAAAACCGAACGUCACAAAUGGAAGUACAACAGUUGCGGACAGUGACAGCGACAGCAACCUGAGUGAUGCCCAAGCUGAGCGCUGUCCAGUAUGUCUGAACCGGUUCCUCGGUCAGGAAGUGGGCACCCCAGAGAGUUGUGACCAUGCAUUUUGUCUCGACUGCAUUCAAGAGUGGGCCAAGAACAUGAACACCUGCCCAGUGGAUCGGUCAGUCUUCAAACUGAUCCUUGUACGAAAAGGAGAAAAAGUGAUACGACGACUUGCGCUAGACAAGCCCAACAAGGAUGAGGAGGCCGUUCAGGAGGACCUGACCUACUGUGAGGUGUGCGGUGCAUGUGACCGUGAGGAUCGGCUACUGCUGUGUGACGGUUGCGACUUGGGCUACCACUGCGAGUGCCUCACUCCACCUUUGGAGGAGGUUCCUAUCGAAGAAUGGUACUGCCCAGAGUGCGCUCCUGAGCAUUCUACUCGGCUAGAGGACGCAAUGCCUGAGGAUGUCUUGCAUGACUUCCAUGAAAUGUUAGAAGGCAGGUUUAGGAUGGGGGCAAGAAGAGCCAUUGCGCGCACACGUGCCAGCGAAAUAGUCAGGACACGCAUUGAGCGUCGAAGAGCAGCAGAAAGUGGCGUUACAUCGCCACCAAGAUCAUCCACACGAGCGCCCUCUAACGGGAGGAGGAGGACAGUGAGGCGGAGGAGACGGAGGCGUACAAAAGCCUCCAAGUCGAGCAAGACAAAGUCUGGUAAAACAAAGUCUGGCAAGACAUCCAGCAGGAAGAGACGUACAAAGAAACACCGCCGUCGGAAACGGAAGCAUAGGACUAGUCUACGAUCGAGGCAGUCCGCUCGUCCACUGAGCAAGCCGCCCUCAGUGAGGCAGAGAAUUGCCGAAAAGCUGGGCCUUCGUAAACCUCCUCCGGGCCAUUGCCUACCCUUGAUGAAUCGCACAGAUCUUACAGCCACGGGAUACGCAGACUGUAGCGUUUCCUCGUUGUCCAUAUUUGGCGAUCGGGACGAGCUGGUUUCUUUGGAUGACAGUGGGGAUGAUGGAAGCACAGAUGUGCUUACCGUGAGGCGGACACACCAUCGCGUUACCCCAUCCCACGUUAAGCAGAAGCUGCUGAAACCUACGCCUCCAUUAGACCGCAUCCGGAUGGCACUUGCCAAGCCAUCGACAGCACCCUCCUGUGGCGACGUUCUCGGCAGCAUUCUGGCAACCCAAAGGGUUCUCCUGGGCCGUCACACGACGCGACACGCCAUCAUCCAGCGUGACGGAUCUCUGGACCUUCGCUCAGUUCCUCUGAGUGCCGUACAAUCGCGACCUCGGAGCCCAGGGUCCUCCACUGCAUCUUCUCCGCCCCCUAGUGGCGUUGGUGGCAAGAGUCCGUCUGCACCGAACCAGCUGGGAGGGAACAGUGCCGCGCUCGUUGGGACAGGGGACAGUGUGUGCCGAAGCGGGGUGCUGUUUUCCGGAGAAGACCCUCCGAGGGACUGUGGUGGGGGGCAGGCGGUGGCUGAUUGUGUGCUGCCAAACAAGGGGAAAGAAGUUUCGAAGAAUGGGAUGGGGGCAGGGGAUAGUGAAGAUGAGGUGGACAUAUACAGUGACAUUGAGUCAAUCGGAGAGGACCAGCAAGGACGUGGUCAAGAGCCAGAAACCUCCUCGUUUGACGGUCCGGUCAUGAAAGUGAUCCCCGACUCUCACAAGAGGGCCGACGAUGACGGUGGCAGCGGAGACGACUCGAGCGAAAAUGAACUUGUCAUCGACGAAGAGGAGAACGGAAGGAACGAGGACGAAGUUGCUCCUUCUCCUGAUAGUGUAUCUAGCCCUUCACCCAUUGCAGCCGACAAGAGUGCGGACAGGCACAAUGAUCAGCAAGAAUCCGACGAGGAGGAGGAGGAGGAGGAAGAGCCUGUACGGAAUGGGAAUGACAGUGAAGAUGAUGAGAAUAGCAAGGAAGACAAAGUGCCUUCACAGAUAGAUCAGAAAACAGAAUCUCCAGAAUUAGCAGCCAAAAGUUUGUCCUCCCCAGGUAAAACGAGCGAGGAGGGUGCGUUUCCUGCGUCGUCACCCCUCGAAGCAGUUGAGACGGAUGACAGUGAUGCUUCCGCACCGUCGUCUCCUAUCGACGUCAACGAUAGAGGCGUGGCAAUGUCACCAACAGCGUUACGCGCCACCCGCGGAAACGAAAAAGUGAAAGGAGACGAUUCCGCGCGCUCGUCACCAAUUGAUGUCGAGGAUGUGGGAGAAGAUGCACCUUCGCCUGUGUCCUCCGCUGAUCCUAACGAAAAAGUAGAGGGUUCUGCACCCUCAUCGCUUGUUGAUGCAAACGAGGUGGCAGAACAUUCUGCUCGGUCAUCGCUCGUUGAUGCAAAUGAGAAGGAUGAAGUUUCGCCGCCCCCAUCACCUGUUGACGCCAACGAGGCCGCCGAAAUAUCGCCACCGUCAUCACCCGCCGAUGUCAACGAGAAGUGCGAGGGAUCGCCCGUAUCAUCUACAGUCGAUGAAAACGAAAAAGCCGAAGAAGAGGCAGACGAAGUAGGAGACGACGGGGAAACUGCCGUUUCAUCACCAAAGGAGAUCGAAAGUCCAGAAGGCAACGAGGAGGCAGAGCCAGUGGAGAUUGAAUCCCCCCCUGCACAGGAAGCCGAACCUGUUGACAAUCUCCUCGGUGCUGCAGUGACAGAGGACAUCACUUCUCCAGAGUACGAACCGAGCGUACAUGACGGUGAAGAGGAAGAAGAAGGGCUGCUCAGCGAGCAAAGCAGAGACGGCAUCGAAGAAGUGUCCGAGCCGGGGAGUGGAGACGAGUUAUUUGGUGGGGGUGCAGAACUGCAGGAGCCGGAGCCAGUGAGAGAAGAACCGCGAAGAUCGAAAGGGAAGAGUUGCCACAGACACAAGCAUCGGAGACGGCGACGUUCCCAUGAUGAGGAACGAGAGGAAGGAGAGAUCGUGGAAGAGUCUUCGUCUUCCCGCAGGAAGAAAAUCCAGGACGAGAUGGAUGAGUACAUGGAUGCGGGUCCACGGAUCAACAUCUCUGAACUGCCAAGGAUUCCAAAGCUUAAAAGGGUGCAGGACAUCGGCCGUGAGGCGACUCCAGACUCGAAGCGGACAAGUGUUUUAGGACGAGUGGAUGCUGGCAGCAGCUCGGAGAUCAGCUGGAAAAAGCUUUCAAAGCAUUCGCGCGAAAGGAUUUAUCGUGAUGGGAAGCACAAGGAUGAGAAAUUAAUGUUCAAAGAACGAGAAAUUAGAAAGAAAGAGAAGGAUAGAAGACUCCAGGAAAAGAACAAAAAGGAAGAAGAACAAAAACCAAAAAAGGAACGUAAGCCAGACCGUGAGCUAUAUGUGCGCCCAGAUAAGAGACGCGAUUGGUCGCGUAAAGAGAAGACGUCCUCGUCAUCCUCCUCUUCUCAAAAGGAACGUAAGGAUAAGCAUAAGGACAAAUACAGUAGUAGGCACAGUAGCAAGGACAGACACAGCAGCAGGGACAGACACAGCAGCAAGGACAGGCAGAGUAGCAAGGACGCCCGAUGCGACUCAAAGGACAGGAGGGAUCGGCACAGUGGCCGACGCAAGAGAUCCUCGGAUCGAUCGAAAGACAGAUCUGGGGACAGAAGUGAGAGAACAUCUGAAAGGAAGCAUAAAGAACACAAAGAGUCAAAAAGGAGCGACGAGAGAGAAUCGAGGAAAGAUGAUCGUAACGUCAGGAGGAUGGAAGAAAAAGCAAAAGCAAUACUUGAAAAGAAGGAGAAAGAAUACUGGAAGGAGAAACAUGAGAAGCGCGCCAAGCACAAGGAACACUCGCCAAGUCCUGCUGUUGAAGGUGCAACACCCAUAGAACACAAGGAGGUAUUCACGAAAGGAAACAGUAUCAUCAUUAAUGUCAACUUUAACAGAAAAGCUGACGCCAAAGGUAUCCACCACGACGAAAUCAAGGAAUCUAGGUCACGAAAAAGGGUUCCUUCUCCAGACGAAGAAGUCAGUGCUAGGAAGAGAGCAUGUUCUUCUAGCAAUCACUAUGACAGUGACUCCAAGGAUGAUGACGAUAUUGAAGAGAUAAUUGAAGUCGAUAGCGACAGCCCUGCGGAUAACUUUGGCUAUGACAACCACGCCUCCUCAGAAAGCGAGUACGAGGAGGAAGCUGAAACGGUCAGUCAUGCUGCCGAGUCUCCAGUCGAGGAAAAGAAGAAGAUACGUGAACCUUCACCCGAUCCCAUGCCCCCUCCCGCUGUCCCCGCUCAAAGCCCACCUCGCUCACCACGAUCUCCAUCACCUCCAUCCCCUCCUGAAGAUAAUAGCUACGAUCCAUGCGAACCCACUAAGAGCCCGAGCCCCCCUCCUCCCGCGGACCCCGUGCCGCCUCCGGAACCCGAGCUACCCCCGCUUCCCCCUGAGCCGGAGCCCGAUCCAAAAGUUGUCCGGCCCGCUCCCUCUCGCCCAGUGAUGAUCCGGCCCGCGACGCCUCCCGCAGUGACCUACGCUAACCACGUGCAGCUGCCGAGCCUGCACAUGCCUCCACCGAGUUACGUCCUGCCGCCUCGGACACUCCCCGCGCUCGUCGCGAGCCUGCGAGCCCCCUGGCCCGCAGGUCCCAUGUUCGCCCCGUCCCACUUGCUAGGACUGAGGGGAGCGUUUGCAGCCCCAACGACCCUUCUAGGACCACCAGUAGGAAUCCUUCCGCCACAUGCGGCCGUUGCUAUGGCUAUGGCUCCUCAACCGACAAUGAUACUUCCGCCGGAAAAUGUGGCAAAGCCGCAGCCGGAGAUAACGGAAGUGGUAGAUAUGGAGGUAGACUCGCCGUAUUCCCCUCCAGACUCCCCAGUUGGUGCCGCAGCGCAAGAGAACGAGAGGAAGAUUUCGUCGUUCGACACGCUGCUCCCAGCGAGAACGGGUAGGGAACCAACAAAGGGCAGCCACAAAAAGCACAGGAGCGGCAGCAAGGAGCGGAAGCAAAUCGUUCACUUUAUGAUGGAGAAGGGUGUUCGGGCAAAAGCUGCAGAAACGAAAGGGCGGAUGGACGAGACGCAAUUGAAGGUCCUCGACGAGCUACCCAGUUCUGCUGUUGAAAUGCAAGUGAAAGAGAAGUUUUUGAAGAAGCUUAAUCGUCAAGAACGUGUUGUGGAAGAGGUGAAACUAUCACUUAAACCUUACUACAACCGUCGAGAAAUCACCAAGGAGGAGUACAAAGACGUGCUUCGCAAGUCCGUGCCCAAGAUCUGUCACAACAAAUCGGGGGAAAUCAACCCGGUCAAAAUCAGAGCCCUGGUGGAAGGCUACGUCAAGAAAGUCAAGUACCACCGCAAGAAACCAUCAUCCACGCACAAAUCGAAAGCCACAUCCUGAGACUUGGCAAAAUGCGCUCUUCGGCAUACAGAGUGUAGUGAAUCGGAACUGAAGCACAGUGGUCAUUGAAAAACUGCACUUGGCCGUCACGGCGCACUCGGCCGUUGAAGUACACCUGACGGAACGGAGAUCAUCCUCACAUGUGGUUCACUGGAGAGAGGUACUGGCGGUGCGUCAAGGUGCCACACACACACACACGUCGGAGUGCUGCCUUCUUGCUCGGAAGCAAUGUUCCGUGACGCAAGCAGAAAAGAGACGCACGUAACUUAUAAAUUAUGAUGUCCUAUUCCUUCUCGUCUAGAAGGGGUGAGGGAGCUUUGCCCUCUCGGCUCUGCUUGCACUGACUUUUGUAAAACGCAAGCUCUGUUGAGAAUUAAAAGUUUUAUGUCACCCUGC
Molecule: messenger RNA, 6623 nt
Organism: Ornithodoros turicata
Lineage: Eukaryota; Metazoa; Arthropoda; Arachnida; Ixodida; Argasidae
Product: PHD and RING finger domain-containing protein 1-like
Exons: 12
Coding region: 516-6227 (1903 amino acids)
Source: RefSeq, a predicted model, not a curated record